Molecule: messenger RNA, 1183 nt
Organism: Haemorhous mexicanus (house finch)
Lineage: Eukaryota; Metazoa; Chordata; Aves; Passeriformes; Fringillidae
Gene: C2H3orf85
Product: chromosome 2 C3orf85 homolog
Exons: 4
Coding region: 40-423 (127 amino acids)
Source: RefSeq, a predicted model, not a curated record
CUUCACUUGACAAAUGAAACCAUUUCUGAAUAAUUUUCCAUGUCUCUGAAAAUGUUUCAAAUUUUGGUGUCUGCUCUGCUGUUUACAGCUUCUGUUUCGAGUGUCCUUGGAGCACCCUUUCUGACAGAAGAAUCGGCGAAUCAAUUCAUGCGGCUCAAACGACACGUACCAUAUUCUCCAAGCUACUGGGACUCAGACAGCAGCCAGAACACGUGGGCAUACACUGUGGCUGAACAGAUUAGUGAAUCAUGGGCAGCUUUGAGGGAAACAGCACAAUACUACAUGGACUUGGACCCUUUUGCGUUUGAUCCUUCAAGAGCUGUCAGCAACAUCAGAUCCUACAUGGAGCAACUACAGCAGUCCAGGACUCAUCUCCAGCAACAAGCUAUUAAAUCCUACACAUCUUGUAUCUGGCGAUGUUAGGAUAUGGCAUGUUAUGUAUUUGCCAUUAUGUAUUUGAUAAGAUGACUUUAUCUCAUCCCACUUGGGUCUAAACCCAAAAUUAACACACUAAUUCUAUGCAUAAAUACUGCAUAUUUUAUAUUCAAAAGUAGAAGUGAGAUGUAGGUUGUGGUAAAUUGAAUAAGAAGUUGAAGAAAACCAACCAUGAACUUUUAGCAGGUUUGGUUUAAAAAUGCCAAGUGUUUUCAUGUAAAACAUUAUUUUGACUAAACAAUUGUUUGAAGACAUGCAUUCCUGCUGUGACUGAAAACCACAUUUUUAUUUCUCAGUAUUUUCCUUAAACAUUUUUGAGAGGUGAAUAAGAAAUGAAAACCCAUCACUUUGUAUGGAUGAGAGAAGUAGAGCACAUUUGCUUCAGGUAUACCUCUGUAGUUCAAGUGCAUUUCCAUUUUUUCAAGUACUAGUAGUAGGUGUGGUAGUACACUUUCAUUUGUGUCAACGCUUUUCUUUCCUCAUUUAAUCUCCUGUACUUGGUCUCAAAUGCCAAAGUGAACUGAACUCAUAGCUAUUACUGUGAGUUGUUUUUUCUUACUCCACAGAAAUAGGAAAUGGUAGAAACAUUCACGACUCCUUUUCUAUAAAGAAAAUGGUGGUGACAAAUGUUCUUUAUGUUCUUGUGCUUGGAAGUUUCCUGUUUCCUAUUAAUUAAUGUACCUUAUUUCAGAACAUCUUUGAAGAGAGGAUGAGGCUUCUAUGUUUCUUUUAUAUGUUAUUAAUAUAA